Molecule: messenger RNA, 186 nt
Organism: Acaulospora morrowiae
Lineage: Eukaryota; Fungi; Glomeromycota; Glomeromycetes; Diversisporales; Acaulosporaceae
Source: the annotation of a GenBank genome assembly
AUGCAAUCUAUUCGAGCGAUGAACUCACUGAAUCCAGGCAAAGAGCAAAUGACCGAUCUUGAAGUACAAUAUCCACUUGGCCCAGUUAUCAUAAUCACGCCCCCAUUUGAAGAAUCACCAAUCGAUAAUCAUUUGGGAAUAAACCCAAUGACCUUGAACACGCUAUACACUGUCCAAUGCAGUCUG